This is a messenger RNA of Penicillium bovifimosum, 1575 nucleotides long. RefSeq lists its product as uncharacterized. NCBI's taxonomy places the organism in Eukaryota, Fungi, Ascomycota, Eurotiomycetes, Eurotiales, Aspergillaceae. The record is from RefSeq and is a predicted model, not a curated record. Gene Ontology annotation, biological process: transmembrane transport; oligopeptide transport. The transcript has 7 exons. Gene Ontology annotation, cellular component: fungal-type vacuole; plasma membrane. Gene Ontology annotation, molecular function: tripeptide transmembrane transporter activity; dipeptide transmembrane transporter activity. Bases 1 to 1575 code for a protein of 524 amino acids.
AUGCAAGAAAAGAACAGCCCUGAACUGAUAGCUUCAGACUCUGAGCCAUCCUCAGAACAACUCGAAUCACUCAAACAUGUCGCCGACAAGAUUCCUACAGCUGCUUGGCUAGUGGUGAUAUUUUCCUCUAUGGAAAGAUUCACCUACUUUGCUUUCUCAGGACCCCUCCAGAACUACAUCCAGAAUCCACUCAAUGACACUUCUCGUCCUGGAGCACUGGGACUGGGUCAAUCCAAAGCCACGGCCCUGAUCUGUUUCUUGAAUGUCUUGACUUAUACAACUGUCAUCCCGGCUGCUAUAGUCGCAGAUGGCUAUCUUGGGCCUUUUAUCACGAUCUGCGUGUUUUCUUGCUUCUAUCUCACCGGCCUUCUAUUGCUCUUCCUCACCUCAUUACCGGUUUCCCUCCAUCAUAACGCAGGCCUGGGGGGUUUGAUCGCAGCUUUCAUAUUGAUUGGGGUCGGGGUAGGAGGAAUCAAGUCAUCUGUGGCGCCCUUUCUUGCCGAUCAAUUGAAGAAGACUAAGACUCGAGUGGAAGACCGCCCGAAUGGGCAGUCGGUCGUUAUUGACCGGGAGAUCACAAUUAGAAAAAUCUAUGGAAUAUACUACUGGGGCGUUAACAUCGGUGGCUUGUCAGGAAUCGCAACCACCGAGUUGGAAAAGAUCUAUGGUUUCUGGGCUGCCUUUCUCCUCCCUCUCUGCUCCCUCGCUGUGUCCUUGGUGGCAUUCUUUAUAGGUCGACGUCGAUAUAUCCAACAUAAACCCCAGGCAGGUACUUUGAUGCGCGUAUUCAAAGUCCUCGGACUGGCAAUCGUGCCAGGGAAAUUCAGCUUAAGCUAUGCCACAGCCAGUCACCAAGAGAGCCUGGGCCGAACAGUUACCUGGACUGAUAGUUUCAUCGCCGAGUUCCGAGUUGCCCUAAUCGCUUGCAGAGUCUGGCUCAUAUACCCCAUCGUCUGGCUCUGCUUCAACCAAAACCAAACAAACCUCGUCUCCCAAGCCGCCAACAUGCAAACCUACGGAAUCCCCAACGACAUGAUGACGAACCUAAACCCCAUCUCCGUCCUCCUCGUCAUCCCCAUCCUCCAAAAAUGCGUCUACCCCACAAUGAAGCGCUGCAGGCUCGAUCCCAGACCAACAGUGCGCAUGACUCUGGGCUUUAUCUGCGUCGCAGCCAGCAUGGCCCUCGCAGCCGGUGUGCAGCAGAUCGUGUACAACUCCGGCCCGUGCUACGACAGCCCGCGGCACUGUGUCGUCGACGGGAGACUGGAGAAGGGGCCUAACGAUGUCAGCGUGGCGUUGCAGGUGCCUAUUUAUGUGAUUGGGGCGAUUGGGGAGACUUUCUUCUCGAUUGCUGGGUCUGAGUGGGCGUAUAAUAGCGCUCCGGAGGGAAUGAAAUCUCUCCUGCAGGCGAUUUACAUGUUGACUUUGGCUGUUAGCUCGGUGCUGGGUAUUGCUCUGUCGCCGACUUUCAAGGAUCCGUCGAUGACUAUUGUCUUUGGGGCGUUUGCGGGUGUGAUGGCGGUUUUGAGUGUGGUUUUUGGGUUCUUCUUUUGGAAUGUGCCCAAUACCAGUUAG